This is a messenger RNA of Phragmites australis (common reed), 3940 nucleotides long. Its product is annotated as disease resistance protein Pik-2-like. Bases 284 to 3040 code for a protein of 918 amino acids. The transcript is spliced from 2 exons. The record is from RefSeq and is a predicted model, not a curated record. NCBI's taxonomy places the organism in Eukaryota, Viridiplantae, Streptophyta, Magnoliopsida, Poales, Poaceae. Gene Ontology annotation, molecular function: ADP binding. Gene Ontology annotation, biological process: defense response to other organism.
GGAGAAUCAGUUUUAUUCCAAAGCCACAAUAUAGAAUCAGUGUUUGGAACAGGCGUCGAAAAUCAAACACGCCCUCAGUAUAAUGCCAGCUUCACUUGUGGGCUGCUGCAGAAUCCCAGUUCGAUCUAUAUUCUAUAGAGCCAACAGCAUAAUGAAGCUUGAUUGUGAAACUUUAAUUCCACAGGGUUUACAGGGCAAUUUCGGCUUGGAACCUUAAAAGCAAGCGCGAGGCGAAGCACGCGAAAGAGGAGUUGACGCACUCUCUUCUCGGGCGCAGGCGGAAAUGGCGGAGAUUGCCCUCACUUUGGUGUUGCGCUUGGUUGAAGAGAUUGCCGUCAGUUUGGUGAAGGAAUUUCAGGAGGAGGCCACCUUGCUCCGGAGCGUGCAGGAGAACAUCAGGUACAUUAAAGAUGAGUUGGAGACCAUUGGAGCAUUCCUUCGUGCCGUUGAAGAUUUGCAAGAGGGUUACAAGCAAUAUCAAAUGGUCAAACCUUGGGUGGCUCAAGUGAAAGAUUUGGUUUAUGACAUAGAGGACUGCCUCGAGGAACAUACCAUUGUCUGCACCCAUAAUUCAAGUUGGUCAUCGAGGACACUCUGUAACAAUCGUCUCAGUCAUGUUGCUGCCAAAUUAAGUCAUGUCAGGUCCAGGACUGUUGAGGUGAGCGAGAGAAAGAAGCGCUAUGAACUUGUUGGUCCCUAUGAAUCCACCUCUCGUUAUAUGCCUAUUACGGUGGUGUUGGACGAUAGGCGGUCUCUCUUCUGGAAAAAAUCUAGUCAAAAUUAUGACUUUGGUGAUCCGAAGGAAGAUGUGGGUUUAUUGGCAUCUGCAUCGCCCGAAGAAACCAGCAAAGGGGCUCCCAAGGUGGCUGCAAUAGCUGGGAUGUGUGGAUCAGGCAAGACUUAUCUUGCUCGUGAGAUAUAUAAUGAGAAAAACCGUCAUUUUGCUUACCAUGCAUGGAUUGAAUUGCCACAGGAUAUGAAGGUCAUAAAGGUGUUUAGAGAUAUGAUUGUGCAACUCUCUCUUGUUUCUUCAAGCCAAACUGGAUAUAUUGGCGAAGAAGAGGAGCUAGCCCAUCAGAUUCAAAAUAAGCUAAAAGACAAACUGUUCUUGAUUGUUUUUGAUGGUUUAUGGUCAUCGCAUUACUGGAAUAGCAUCAAAAGGGCACUGCCUGAUACUAGCAUAAGUGGAAGUCUGAUAAUUGUGACAACAGAGAUCCUUCAUGUUGCAGUGCACUGCACAGAGUCAGCUGAUCGGGUUUAUUGCAUCCCGCGAUUACAAAAAUGGAAAUCAUUGGAGUUUCUGAAAGAUUCGGUUCUUAAAUCAGAAAAUGGAGCAAUGAGUCCUGAAGACAAAGAUGACUUUCAAGAUCUGGACCUGGACAGCAUUAAGGUACAUGAACCACCAUUCGACACAAUUGCAAAAGUACUGAAGAAAUGUGGGGGGCUCAAAUUAGCUAUAAAAAGUGUAGCACAAUUACUUGCCUCACAGCCCCCGCAUAAAUGGGGAGAACUAUGUGAAGAUCUUCCUUCAUUGCUCUACAAUGAUCCAAGGCUCGACAGAAUAAGGGAAGUGAUGACUCGUAGCUACAAAUUUCUCCCAGCUUAUCUUAAGCCAUGCUUCUUAUACCUCAGUAUUUUCCCAGAGGAUUCUGGCAUCAAUGUGGCAACUGUUCUGCGCCGAUGGGUGGUUGAAGGCCUUGUGAGGGAGAAGACUGGGAUGAGUGCCGAGGCUAUUGCAAAACGGUAUUUAUCCGAGCUCUUCGAUCGAAACUUGAUAAAGGCGACAAAAUUGACAAGGGACGGAUCAUGUGAGACAUGCUGGAUCCAUCGUAUGAUGCGAAAUAUCCUAGUCAUGACUGCACAAGAGGAGACAUUCUCGAUUACAGUAGGAAAAAACAUAAGUUCCAUUCUGCCAGCAAAGAGGUUUCGCCACCUAACACUAGAUGGUCCGAGUGACAGGAAGUUAGUUAAAUCUGUGGAUAUUUCGGGCAUCAGGUCACUGACAGUGUUUAAUGAACCGUCGGAGUCAAUUGCUUCACUUAUUUGCUCCUCCCAAAUGAAGACACUGCGAGUUUUAGAUUUCUCAAAUGCCAGAUUUAAAAUCACUCAGCGAGACAUACAGCACAUAGGAGAAUUGUGCCAUUUAAGGUACUUGAAUCUUUACGGAUCAAGUAUUUGUGAGCUUCCUUCUUCAAUUGGUAUGCUACCGUUCCUACAAUUUCUAAAUGUGAGGGAGACGCAGAUCAGAAGCCUUCCUAGUGAGAUCACUCGACUCGAGAGGUUGCAGAACCUUAGUGCUAGUAGAAAAAUAGAAGACUCUUGUCGCUGCAGAAACAAACACUGCUCAUAUAAUUCAGAAGGUGUAACGGUACCUAAAGGUAUAGAGACCCUAGAGAACAUAGAAGGUUUGGAAGUUGUGGACGUUAUGGGUGGCACUCACUCGACGAUCAAAGCUUUGGGAAAGCUAACUCGGUUGAAGAACCUGGGAUUGACUGGACUUACCAAGAAGAACAGCGAAGAAGUCUCCGAUACCCUGAAAAAGCUUUCCCCUUCAUUGAUUGAUUUGUAUCUCGGAGCAUGUCGAAAGAAUGGAACACUCUGCUGCCUGCCCAUGGACAAGGCAUCGCUGAAGUUCCCACGCCUCCGAACUAUAAAAUUGGAUGGCCAUAUUGGAAGAAUGCCAGAAUGGAUUUCGCAUUCAUUGACACUUUCUGUGGUAAUACUGUACAGGACAAAUCUGGAGCAAAAUCAUAUAAAGCUCAUGGAGAGAAUGCAGAGCUUGAUCACUAUUGCUCUCCUAGACAGUUCUUAUAUCAGCGAGAAGUUGGCUUUUAAUGCAGGAACAUUUACAGGGCUCAAGCAGCUGGAGCUUAUAGGAUUACCCGACUUGCAAGUAGUGAAAUUUGAGGACAGAGCGGUACGCCGUAUACGAAAAAUAUUCAUUAGGUCAUGUAAAGUGAGAUUAUUCGGCAGAAUGAAGCUAAAGAAACUCAGGGAUUCUGAUUUUGAUGUCGAUAGUGGUGUCGAAGUGGUGAACUGAUAGGGGGAAUACACUAUCGUGUUAGUUGUAAUCAUGUUGCCCGUUUGAGUUGUGUUUGUAUGUAGUUCAGUUAGUUUUCUAGUGCAUGUUCAGAGGUGUGCUGCGUCCACACCAUGAGUAUUUUUAGGCAUGACUGUUGUGCAUGAUCGGGAGUGUGAGUGGUGGAGCUUAUAAUCCGGAUCAUGGCGUACGAAUAGGUGCAUGUAAAGUAGUGGUCUUGCAUAAUAAAAGGAGUAGAAAAACCCAAGAAAAGGCUGCAAGCCAAGUUGUGCAGCGCAAAAAUCCAUCUAUUCCACUGUUCAUCUUCUUUCUCGGGUUCGUGCGAGUUUCAGGUGAUUGGGUGAUAGCAUGAGCUAGUUAUCUGCAGGAGAGGGGCUGCGAGAUGCAGCUCCAAUAAUUGGCAUCAAAGCCUCAAGAUUCGAGGACUUGCACGGUGGAGCUGCAGUCGAGGCGUUGUGGAGGCGCGGAGGCGCUGUGCGGCUGCGCGGAGGCACGGCGCGGCGGCCAUGGGGCCGUGGUGCUGGACGUCCUGAGGGGCGUCCACCUCGGGUUCUUCGAUUCGGUCCUUGACGACUACUGCUCGGACAUCAGGGAGGUUAUCAAGGGGAUGCAGCGCGAGGUGCUACGCAGCUGCACGGUGGCGUUCAGCCGAGUGAUCCCCCUCGAGGUCUGCGCCGAGGAGCACCCCGUGUGGAGGUUCGCCGAGCGGCUCGGCGCCAUCUGUGCUGCGGAUGUCGAUGUGACGGUCACCCAUGUCGUCGCGCUGGAUCCGGGGACUGAAAAGGCGCUGCAGGCGUCGGUAUGUCAAAGAUUAGGAGGUAAUCUUGACAGGUAGUAUUUGCAGGUUAAAUGUGUUUACUGGUAUGUAGUGGACGGGUGCAUAGACUCCAUGCAGUUAGU